Messenger RNA from Oryza sativa Japonica Group (Japanese rice), 2540 nucleotides. Its product is annotated as AP2-like ethylene-responsive transcription factor CRL5. Gene Ontology annotation, molecular function: DNA binding; DNA-binding transcription factor activity. Lineage: Eukaryota; Viridiplantae; Streptophyta; Magnoliopsida; Poales; Poaceae. The record is from RefSeq and is a predicted model, not a curated record. Gene Ontology annotation, biological process: regulation of DNA-templated transcription.
AAGCCCCCACUCCACUCUCCUCUCCUUCUUCCCCUUAAUAACAACACCGGCCAUUCCUCCUCCUCGCCUCAUCCGCCACCACGGUUUGCUUCGCCACACGCGCACAGAAACACACACACACAGAAACCGAACGCGCGUCGAUAGAAAUGGAGGAUGUGGCGGCAUCAUUGCGCCAUGUACUCGCCAAUGAUUGAUCGCCUCAUUCCCUCCUCCUCCUCCUCCUCCUCCUGAAUCCCUCCUCAUCGAUAACCGAAGCAAUGGCCAGUGGCAACAGCAGCAGCAGCAGCGGCAGCAUGGCUGCCACCGCCGGAGGUGUCGGCGGCUGGCUGGGAUUCUCGCUGUCGCCGCACAUGGCGACGUACUGCGCCGGCGGCGUCGACGAUGUCGGCCACCACCACCACCACCACGUGCACCAGCAUCAGCAGCAGCAUGGAGGUGGGCUGUUCUACAACCCUGCCGCCGUCGCCUCCUCCUUCUACUACGGCGGCGGGCAUGACGCCGUCGUCACCUCCGCGGCCGGCGGCGGAUCGUACUAUGGCGCCGGGUUCUCCUCCAUGCCGCUCAAGUCCGACGGCUCGCUCUGCAUCAUGGAGGCACUCCGGGGAGGCGACCAAGAACAGCAAGGGGUGGUGGUGUCGGCGUCGCCCAAGCUGGAGGAUUUCCUAGGCGCGGGCCCCGCCAUGGCGCUGAGCCUGGACAACUCCGCCUUCUACUACGGCGGCCACGGUCACCACCAGGGACACGCCCAGGACGGCGGCGCCGUCGGUGGCGACCCGCACCACGGCGGCGGCGGCUUCCUGCAGUGCGCUGUCAUCCCCGGCGCCGGCGCCGGCCACGACGCGGCGCUGGUGCACGACCAGUCCGCCGCGGCAGUGGCGGCCGGCUGGGCGGCGAUGCACGGCGGCGGCUACGACAUCGCCAACGCCGCCGCCGACGACGUCUGCGCCGCCGGCCCCAUCAUCCCCACCGGCGGCCACCUGCACCCUCUCACCCUGUCCAUGAGCUCGGCCGGGUCCCAGUCCAGCUGCGUCACCGUGCAGGCCGCCGCCGCCGGCGAGCCGUACAUGGCCAUGGACGCCGUGAGCAAGAAGCGCGGCGGCGCGGACCGCGCCGGGCAGAAGCAGCCGGUGCACCGCAAGUCCAUUGACACGUUCGGCCAGAGGACGUCGCAGUACAGAGGCGUCACCAGCAGGCAUAGGUGGACUGGGAGAUAUGAGGCACACCUCUGGGACAACAGCUGCAAGAAGGAAGGCCAGACCAGAAAAGGACGCCAAGUGUAUCUUGGUGGGUAUGACAUGGAGGAGAAGGCUGCCAGGGCGUAUGAUCUUGCUGCGCUCAAGUACUGGGGCCCUUCCACGCACAUCAACUUCCCGUUGGAGGACUACCAGGAGGAGCUGGAGGAGAUGAAGAACAUGAGCAGGCAGGAGUAUGUGGCUCACCUCAGAAGGAAAAGCAGUGGCUUCUCGCGUGGCGCUUCGAUCUACCGUGGAGUCACCAGGCAUCAUCAGCACGGGAGAUGGCAGGCGCGAAUCGGCCGCGUCUCGGGCAACAAGGACCUUUACUUGGGGACAUUCAGCACGCAGGAGGAGGCGGCGGAGGCGUACGACGUGGCGGCGAUCAAGUUCCGGGGGCUCAACGCCGUCACCAACUUCGACAUCACGAGGUACGACGUGGACAAGAUCCUGGAGAGCAGCACGCUCCUCCCGGGGGAGCUGGCGCGGCGCAAGGGUAAGGUCGGCGACGGCGGCGGCGCGGCGGCGGUCGCCGACGCCGCGGCCGCCUUGGUGCAGGCCGGGAACGUGGCGGAGUGGAAGAUGGCCACCGCCGCCGCGCUGCCAGCGGCGGCGAGAACGGAGCAGCAGCAGCAGCAUGGGCACGGCGGCCACCAACACCAUGACCUCCUGCCGAGCGACGCCUUCUCGGUGCUGCAGGACAUCGUGUCGACCGUGGACGCGGCGGGCGCGCCGCCGCGCGCGCCGCACAUGUCGAUGGCGGCGACGAGCCUGGGCAACUCCCGGGAGCAGAGCCCUGACAGGGGCGUCGGCGGCGGCGGCGGCGGCGGCGUCCUCGCCACGCUGUUCGCCAAGCCCGCGGCGGCGUCGAAGCUGUACAGCCCGGUGCCGCUGAACACCUGGGCCUCGCCCUCGCCGGCGGUGAGCUCGGUGCCGGCGAGGGCCGGCGUGUCCAUCGCGCACCUGCCAAUGUUCGCCGCGUGGACCGACGCAUGAGCAGCAAAGCAUCCUUGUCGUUAGGCGAGGUCCAUAGCCACUUUAGCUUAGGAAGCUGGUUAGUUAGUGGUAGAUGAGCAAGAAUUAGGGUGAAAUUCGCGAUAUGCAUAUGCGUGCGUUUGCCUCGUUCAUCACCUUCUCCAGUAGUAGAAGGGUUUUUGUAAUAUUGGGGCAAUGCAACAGCAGCAGCAUACUAGUAGAUCAGCAGAUCCUCUAUCACAGGCUCACAGCCACACUUAUUGGAGUUGGUUGGUUUUAGUGUUCUCACUUAACUUCAACAGGAACAACGUGUUGGUUUUGCAAAGCCGAACU